This is a messenger RNA of Vidua chalybeata, 1131 nucleotides long. It is a transcript of the gene MNX1, whose product is annotated as motor neuron and pancreas homeobox 1. The record is from RefSeq and is a predicted model, not a curated record. Gene Ontology annotation, molecular function: sequence-specific double-stranded DNA binding; DNA-binding transcription factor activity, RNA polymerase II-specific. Bases 1 to 1098 code for a protein of 365 amino acids. The transcript is spliced from 3 exons. Lineage: Eukaryota; Metazoa; Chordata; Aves; Passeriformes; Viduidae. Gene Ontology annotation, biological process: endocrine pancreas development; central nervous system development; spinal cord motor neuron cell fate specification. Gene Ontology annotation, cellular component: nucleus.
AUGGAAAAAUCCAAAAAUUUCCGCAUCGACGCGCUGCUGGCUGUCGACCCCCCCAAGGCGGCGGCGGGGCAGAGCGCGCCGCUGGCCCUGGUCACCUCGCUGGGCGGCAGCGGUAGUAGCAGCAGCGGGAGCGGCAGCCCUCCGUCCUCGUCCUCCUCUUCCUCGUCCUCUUCAUCCUCCUCCGAGCACCCCUCGGGCGGCCCCGCCGACUGCCUGCGUACCGACAGCCCCUCUCCGCCGCGCCUCCUGGCCGCCCACUGCGCCCUGGUCCCCAAGCCCGGCUUCCUGCCCGGGGCGGGCACGGGCUCGCACCCGCACCACCACGCCUCGGCGGCCGGCAUGGCCCUGGGACUGCACCCCGCGGCGCCCGGCGGGCCGGGCAUGCCGGCGCAGGCGGCUCUCUACGGGCACCCGGUGUACGGGUACUCGGCGCUGGGCGGGCAGCACCCGGCGCUCUCCUACCCCUACUCGCAGGUGCAGGGAGCGCACCCCUCCCACCCCGCCGCCGACCCCAUCAAGCUCAGCGCCGGCACCUUCCAGCUCGACCAGUGGCUGCGGGCCUCCACCGCGGGCAUGAUCUUGCCCAAGAUGCCCGACUUCAACUCCCAGGCGCAGUCCAACCUCCUGGGGAAGUGCCGCCGACCCCGCACGGCCUUCACCAGCCAGCAGCUGCUGGAGCUGGAGCACCAGUUCAAGCUCAACAAGUACCUCUCCCGGCCCAAGCGCUUCGAGGUGGCCACGUCGCUCAUGCUGACCGAGACACAGGUGAAGAUCUGGUUCCAGAACCGGCGCAUGAAGUGGAAGCGCAGCAAGAAGGCGAAGGAGCAGGCGGCACAGGAGGCCGAGAAGCCGAAGGGGGGCGGCGGCGAGGACAAGGGGGAUGAGGACCUGCUGCUGCCCGCCCCGGAGAAGAGCGCCGGCAGGAGGAUGCGGGAGCUGCCCGACAGCGAACCUGAAGACGAGGAAGAGGAGGAGGAGGAAGAGGAGGCGGCGGCGGCCGGGAGAUGCUGCCCGUACCACUCCUCCGACUGUUCCGAGGCGGACGAGGAGGACACGCAGCCCCGGGGCCGACACGGAGCCCCGGCGCAGUCCCAGUGAACCCCCCGCGCGUCCAGCUCCUCCAGCCGUCCC